UUGUCGCUUUUUCUUUUUUUUUGAAUUUUGAAUUUCAAGGCGGUGACCAUAGUUGGGUAACCGACGGUCGUUUUUACUUUUCCCGCCUGAUGUGAUGGCUGAUGGGUGUCAUCCAUCAUGACGUGUCGCCACCUGAUUGGUGGUUCGAAGUCGGUUUCUUUAUCCCUAUAUAAAGGGGGCAGAAUAAUCUGUUUUUUACCUUUUCACUUCUUUUUUCUUUUUACUCUUUAUCUUCCUCAUCUUCUUUACCUUUUCUUCUCCGAGAACGGGCGGUCUACAAAUACAGGUUAGCUUCUUUCUACUAUGGCGUCGAAAAACAACCUGUCCGGUUGUUUUAAUACUUUAACUAAAAAUGGUUUAGAUUGGUAUAUAGAAAGGUAUGCAAUCCCUGCAUCUCUGCACCCUGUCCUCCCUAAAAAGGAUAACCCUAUUUUUCCGUUUCCUCCGGGGAAGAUUGGGGUGUACACGCGCUUAUUUGAUUAUUGUAACUACCGCCUCCCUCUGACGAAGUUCUUGGUCGGGGUUCUCACGUUUCACGAGGUGCAUAUUACUCAGAUGAACCCUUUUGGCCUUGCCAAGGUGUGUCAUUUUGAGCUGUCUUGUCGUGGCUUAGGAUCCGAACCGGACUUGGAUGUGUUCCGGGCUUUUUACAAGUUGAAUCGGUCCGGUAACUGGUAUACCUUUGAGGUCAGAGAUAAGGACUCCUGCUGCUAUACAUGGAUUACUACUAGUAUAAAGGACUGGAAAGAACGAUUCUUCUACGUUGAUGACCGAUGCGUUCCGGAGUUCAUGGUUUGGAGGACUAAGAAGAUGAAACUCCCGUCUUCUCUCCCUAAGGACUUCGAUUUUAAUAGGACCUUAUAUGCAGCCUUGAUUAAGGAAGCAGGUCGCAUUCAAAGUUAUCCGGAACACAUUCUUGUUAUGGGACGGAUCAGCACGAUUUGGUCCGAGCUGGCGUGGUAUCCUACCCUUAGGUGGGACGGAGAGGUUAUGGGUUUGAGAGAGGCGUUAAGGUUGAAGUCCUUUGACUCCAAAGAGCUUGAGCUUCGCGCUACGAGGACACCGAAGAGCGAUCAUCCGUAUCUAACCGUGGUGAACGAUAAUCUUUAUCAGAUUCGGGAGCCGGAAGCUCUGGAUGAUCGAGGAGGUUUAAACGUCCAAGGGAGUGCGGGCCCGAACCCUUCGGCUCCAAUAGGGAAUGUUACUGCGGCUCAGAUUGUGACGGCAACUGGCAGCGGUGAGGGUAAAGGAAAAGGAGGUGCUUCGAUCGGGUCAAAAGGAUCGGGCUCUAAGUUUAUAAUUGAGGAUGAAGGAAUUCAUUUAUCGGUGGGAGACGAAGGAGAGCGUGCCGAGAACUUGGAGGGGGGCGACGAUGGUGAUGAGGAGGAUGAAAAUGAAGGUGGGGAGCCUCAUAUUACUUUAAAAAGGAAGAGGGCUUCGUCUAAAUCUGGUCCGAAGCUUAAACAGAAGAAAACGAAGUUAGAUCUUAAAACUAUUACUCUGGAUGAUGAUGAUGACCAAGUUACUGGGUUUUCUGCUGCUGGGGGUGUGUUAGAAAAUUUGGAUGCUCAUCUUCAUGAGGGUCGUACCCCCAGGGACCAUCCGCAAAACAUUCCGUCUAGUCCAUUGUCCUUUGGAGGAGGAGGCAUUAAAGUUGUUACUGAUGUUCGUACCUCCGAUCCUAAAAGAAUCGAACCGUCUCCUUCGGGUAAGUUUACCACGGGGGUUGCCUCUAACGUGUCAAGGCCGAGUCCCAAACCUGUUGAUGGUGGGGACAGUGCCUCUUCGUCCCCUUUAUGGUUUAACACUGAAGCUGUUUUCUUAUCACGGGAGUUAGGUUCGGGCGGCAUUGAGGAUAUGGAUUCGGCUAGGGCAUUGGAGAAGUAUAUCCCGGAGUGGUCGUUGGCGAACAAGGAUCGGAUAGUGGACGCUUUAUCGGCGAAGAUGGCACUGUUCCAUUUUGGGACUCCAGCAGAACACUCUCAUUAUCGAAAGAUGAGUGGCCCGGAACUUGGAAACGCCCUUAUGGUGAAUCAGGCACAGUCUAACUCAUUGGUGGUGGAAACGUAUAAACGUUGGAUUGAAUCGGAGUCAAAUUGCAACAAGCUUCGACGUGAGGUUGCUAACUUGGAAAAAGAAGAUAACAUCCGUUCGAAAACGAAACAGGAAUUGAAUUCUCUUCGAGCUCAGGUUGAUCGUUUGAAAGAACAAAAUUUAGAGGCCAAGGAGGUUAACAAGUCGUCCCAAGCGUCGGCUGCGGCCGCUUACGAGGCUCGAGAUAAAGCUCUUCAGGAUUUGGAGAUUUUUAAGUCGAAAGUUGAUGAUUUGGAGAAAAAGUUAACCGGUGUAGAGAUGAAGCAUGCAGCCGAGCUUAAAGAAAUGCAGGCGUCUCAUGACCAACUUCUGGCUGACUACCACCGUUUAUCUGAUGCUAAAGGCGAAAUUGAGAGAGCUCGCGACAGGGAGAUCGAAUCGCACAAGACAACAAUUGAUGAAGCUAGAGGAAUGUUGAUCCGGUGCGAGCGUGAUAUAAUUGAAGCAUACGCGGAACUGUCGGAGCUGAAACUUACCAAGCAAUGGUUUCUGACAGAUGGGGUCGCAUGGGUUGUUAAGCUGGUGCAUCAGAGCCCCGAAUUAGAGAAGGUGGUUUCUGAUCUUGUCAACAGUGUUAAUGCAGUUGGGGCGAAUGAGGGGAUAAAACAGGGUUUUAAGGCCGCGCAGAAUCUAGUUGGCUCUGCGGAAGAGGUUCCAGGUUAUGAUGCUGGAGCUCAGAGUGCCCUAGACGCUGCGGUGAAAGCUUUCGAUGAGCUUAAUAUCUCUGUUCUCGACAAGGUGGCUGACUUAUUAGAUGAGCCCCUAUCGGUUAUUCAACAAAGAAGUAAACUUCCCAUUGUUGGAGAUGAUGAUAAUAUAGCUCAUGUUUAAUGUUGUUUCUUUUUUUUUUGUAACCGUACAAUGUGUCUCAUCAGUUUGCUU
Molecule: messenger RNA, 2976 nt
Organism: Helianthus annuus (common sunflower)
Lineage: Eukaryota; Viridiplantae; Streptophyta; Magnoliopsida; Asterales; Asteraceae
Exons: 3
Coding region: 304-2925 (873 amino acids)
Source: RefSeq, a predicted model, not a curated record